Populus nigra (black poplar) is the source of this 2137-nucleotide messenger RNA. RefSeq lists its product as uncharacterized. The transcript has 4 exons. NCBI's taxonomy places the organism in Eukaryota, Viridiplantae, Streptophyta, Magnoliopsida, Malpighiales, Salicaceae. The record is from RefSeq and is a predicted model, not a curated record. The coding region runs from base 445 to 1965 and encodes 506 amino acids.
UUACAGCAUAGGCUGAAGAUGAACUUUUACUAUUUUCCAGUGAUUUCUCUAACUUUGUGAAUAUGAUUUUAAACAGAUGUAACCAAAAGUCCUUUUGUAUCCCAAGCUUAUAUUGUUUUUCAUUAAAAAUUCUGGUUUGUCCCUUUCUUUUCUGGUGCGAGAGUUAGUUUAAGAAAGGCAUAAGUAGCCCCCUAUGAACGGGAAUUUGUACCGACCGAAGUUACACAUAGGAAAUUAACAAUAAUAUAUGUAGAGCUUUCAUUAUGAGGAAGAGUAUGUUCCUCGCAACUGGAAAGUAAGACCAAAGUCUAGAGCAAUUUUUUCGUACUUGGCUCUCAAUCAAUCAAGUUCGAAUUCUACAUCUCUACUGAGUCUCUUCAAUUCAUUAUCAUAUUAUAUAUAGUUAUGUACAUGUGUGAUAUCAAACUUCCUCUAUUCUAACCAAUGGAUGGAAAGAAGAACCCAGUUUAUUUUCUCCCUGUUCUGGCCGUGGUUAUUCUUUCAGGAGCCUUAUAUGCUACUGCUGGAAAUGAGUAUGUAUCAGCAUUAGGCGAUCCUGGAAUGAGAAGAGAUGGUUUAAGGUUGGCAAUAGAGUCAUGGAAUCAAUGCAAUGAGGUUGGAGAAGAAGUUCCUUCUAUGGGCAGCCCAAGAGCUGCAGAUUGCUUUGACAUAUACAAGGCUUCUCCGAAGGCAGAAGAAAAGAACUGCGCCCUCUGCAAUUCCUUGCCCUAUGCAUUGGUCCACAGAGUCACAGAGGAAGAUAACAAGCUUAGUGUUGGAAACCCUUUUCUAGGAGUGCAACCAAAUGCCCUUUAUGAUGUAAACCUAUAUGCUGCGGAUAAGGAACUCUAUUUAGGCUCAAAAUGUCAAGUUGAAGACACUCCUAAUCCGUGGCAAUUCUGGAUGAUCAUGCUCAAGAGCGGCAACAUGGACACUUACUCAGCCCAGUGCCCCAAAAAUGGCCACAGAGUGGGGCCUUUCGGCCCGGACACUGGAUUCCCUUGCUUUGGAAAAGGGUGCAUGAACCAGCCAUUCAUUUAUCAUGAUUACACCACGUUGCAAGGGCCUAAUAGGACGACACUUAAAGGAAGGUUUUAUGGGUCAUGGGAUUUGGAUGCAGAUUUGAGCAAGGGACUAAUGGAUAACAUUUCAUACCAUUCUGUGACAUGGGAGAAGGAGGUAGGAAAGGGAAGUUGGAUUUUUCAUCAUCUUUUGAGGACCUCAACAAAGUAUCCAUGGUUGAUGCUUUACUUGAGAUCAGAUGCCACACAUGAUGUUUCUGGUGGGUACCAUUACCCAACAAGGGGUAUGUCAAAAAUUAUCCCGGAAUCACCAAACUUCAAAGUAAGGUUCACUUUAAAUGUAAUCAAUGGUGGGGGUCCUAGCAGCCAGUUCUACCUGAUGGACAUGGGAAGCUGUUGGAAGAACGAUGGGAAACCUUGCGAUGGAAAUGUUACUUCAGAUGUCACUCGAUACAGCGAAAUGAUCGUAAAUCCAAACAUAAGUUCAUGGUGCCAUCCAAACAACCUCAAUGUGUGCCCUCCUUACCAUACAUUUCCCGAUGGAACACGUAUCCAUCGCAAUGACACUGCUCGCUUCCCUUAUGCCGCCUAUCACUUGUACUGUUCUCCGGGGAACGCAGAGCAUCUUGAAGUUCCUUAUAGUUUGUGUGAUCCCUAUAGCAAUCCUCAGCCUCAGGAGAUAUUACAGAUUUUGCCACAUCCAGUUUGGGGAGAGUAUGGAUAUCCUACCAAGCAAGGUGAGGGUUGGAUUGGUGACCCGAGAACUUGGGAACUUGAUGUUGGGAGGUUGUCGCAAUCACUUUACUUCUACCAGGAUCCUGGGACUCCUCCGGCUAGGAGGCAGUGGAUGUCCAUUGAUUUAGGAACUGAAAUAUUCAAGGCCCCUAAUCAAGUUGCUGAAUGGACUGUUAGUGACUUUGACAUCAUUAUACCUGAGCAAUGAGUUGCGAUUUGCGAAGAAAAAUUGCAGCUUCAAGAAAAAGAAACGAAAAGAAAAGAGGUUUCUUGGGAGUUAGCUUCAAUUAAAUCAGCACAAUGUUAAUAGUAAUAUGUUAACCGGAAUCAUGUAUAUUUGGCUCUUUGUUGGCUAUAAAAGUAAUUCUUUACCUCAAAAA